CUUACAUUUUCUUUUUGUAACACAGACAGUUUCUUGUUUUACAUAUAUCUCUCUCUAUAUAUAAACAAACUUUAAUAUAUAUAUACAUAUGGCUGACCCUAAAGAUCCUUACACUGAACCUAACGCUAUAAGCCAAGCUUCUUCAUCGUCAGUUACUAUUGUCCCAGCUCGCACGUGCGGUUACAGUCUCUCUGGCUCAUCCACGUGGGAACACUCUUGUCCACUUGCUACAACCACCACUGCUACUGUCUCUUUUGCGGCUGCUUCUUCUAUUACAAGUAGUAACGAUAAUGAUACACUAAUGGCCACUCAUGAGGCCAGCUCUAUCUCUCGCCGGAAAAAGCAUCCGGUUUACCGUGGGAUCCGUUUUCGGAGCGGCAAAUGGGUCUCCGAGAUCCGAGAGCCUAAGAAGACGACACGUGUAUGGCUUGGGACUUAUCCAACGCCUGAGAUGGCUGCCGCCGCUUACGACGUGGCGGCUUUAGCUCUUAAAGGCCAAGAAGCCGUCUUGAACUUCCCUGAGUCUGUCGGGAGUUACCCUCUUCCGGCUUCCUCCUCAGCAGCUCAUAUCCGAAUGGCUGCGGCCACGGCGGCUGCUACGGUUGGGGCGGCGGCUGCGGCAGCAAAUGCGGCAGUGAAGGGAGGUGAAAAAGAGGUUGAAGAAGUUGCCGAGGUUGUGGGAUCUUCAGCUAUGGAGUUUGUGGAUGAAGAAGAGCUAUUGAACAUGCCUGGUUUGCUAGAGGAGAUGGCUAAGGGGAUGAUGGUGGCUCCGCCGUGGAUGGGAUCUCCUCCGUCCGAUGAUUCUCCGGAGAAUUCCGAGGGAGAAAGCUUGUGGAGUUAUUAAUGAUUCUGAGUGAAAAUUUGUUUAAUGAUGUGUUUGCUUACUUUUAUGUGAUUCAUCUUUGUUUCUUUAUCCUGAUGUUGAUCGUUUAUCUGAGAUGCUUUGUUAAAUAAAUUGUAUGUUUUUCUCACUUCUUAAGAUUCAAGAAGACAAUUUACUAAUAAUUUUAGUCACA
Molecule: messenger RNA, 1016 nt
Organism: Eruca vesicaria subsp. sativa (arugula)
Lineage: Eukaryota; Viridiplantae; Streptophyta; Magnoliopsida; Brassicales; Brassicaceae
Source: the annotation of a GenBank genome assembly